UCUCCUCCUCUCUCAGGCCCCUCCCCCUCCUCCUCCUCCCUUCCUCCCUGUCUCUCCACACAGACCACAGCAGCCGGACAGAUCAGAGGAUGUUGUCGACUACAUCUAACCCCUCCCUCCCCAUCUGCUCUGACCCCCGUCCAUCCCAUCACACAGUGACCUCUGACCCCCACAAUGUAACUAUGGAAACUUACUGGAGUGAAGUGCGUAGCAUCAAAGAGGAGGAGGAGGAGGAGGAGGAGGAUGAAGAAGAGGAGAGGAAGAGUAUGGACGAGGUGGAGCUGGAGGAGGUGUGGCUGACGGAGGCGGGGUUAUCCUCUCUGGUGAACAGCUCCACUGCUGAGGAGGUCCAGCCUCCUCCAGAGGCCCUGCUGUCCACGUUGUCACGACAACAGGUUGCCACGGUGAGGAGGAGGCUGGACAAGUACAACGAGACGCUGAAGACGAGGAACAGGGAGCCAAUCAGAGACGUCCGAGACAUCUUCACUGAGCCCGAUGAUGAUGACUCUGCAGAAAGAUGCCCCUCCUCUCCCUCUACACCACAAAGUCGAUACCACACCACCACCAAAACCAUCCGCCGAGACCCUCACAGAGAUCGACCUGCCCUUCAUAUGUUUGUCUUUGAAGAUCAGUUACCUGAACACCCACACACACACUCUCCAACACACACACACUCUCCAACACACACACACUCUCCAACACACACACACUCUCCGACACACACACACUCUCCGACACACACAAGCUCUCCGACACACACACACUCUCCAACACACACACACUCACGCCCUGUCAAUCAGUGGAGAGAAGCUGAUUGGCUGCUGCGGGAUUGUCCAUACUCAGAGGGCGUGGCUGAGCACAAACAGGGCGGGACUUGCUGGGACUGCUUGCGUUUCCAUGGCGAUGACAAUGUUGACCUGCCGUUUGUGCCUGUCUCACCCUCUCAGGGUCUCACCUGUGCAGACGACCUGUCUCCCUGUGACCUCAUGCGUCUCGGCUUUAUCUCUCACAUCGAGCUCUCCACCUUCCUGCUCGCUCUGGGCGUCCAAUCCAAACGCAGCCGCCCACCACGUCGCAGGACCCGGGACAGCGGUGUGUUUGCAGUUUCGCUGAACUCGUUGUUGGAGAAUGACAGGAAGAAGUUUCCCGAGGUCAAAGUUCCUGUUGUCUUCAAAAAGCUGUUGUGUAUUAUAGAGCAGACUGGCCUGCAGACUGAAGGGAUUCUCAGAGUACCAGCAUCAGCUGCUAGACUGAAGUUCCUGCGUAGAGAGUUAGACAGGUGCUGUGGAGGGUUCGACUGGUCUGCAGUGAGACAGGUGGAUGCUGCUGGGUUGCUGAAGCUUUUCAUCAGAGAGCUGCCGACACCUCUGCUGACACACACACACAUGUCCACCUACCGCUCUGUGCUAGGUGUCUCCUCUGUGGUCCAUCAGGUUCAGGCUCUGCAGAUGCUCUGCUUGUUGCUUCCUGAAGCUCACAGACACGCACUCAGAGCCCUGCUGGUGUUUCUGCGUAAAGUGGUCUCUCAUCAGGACCAGAACAGGAUGUCCCUGUGGAAUGUCUCUAUGGUAAUGGCACCAAACUUGUUCUCCUGGCAUCACCAUGGCAACAAGCCCUCUGUCAUCAGGCAACAGGAAGAGAUGGAGGAGGCGGUGGGCGGAGCUCACCUGGUUCGCUUGAUGAUCACACACCAGGACCUGCUUUGGACAAUCCCAAACUUCCUAAUGUCCCAGGUGAGACAGGUAAACCAGGCAUCCAAUCAGAGACAGCUUGGUCUGAGCAAGCCCAAGAGACGCCUGCUGAGGAGGAAGAACGACAAAAAUCACAGACACCAGAUCACAGAAUUGUGUGAAGGUGUGAUCCGGGUACACGCCCCGCUGCACACCAAGGUUUCCAUGGCGAUACAGCUUGAUGGACAGACAACAGCUAGAGAUGUCACCGCUCGCUUUGAGUUUGACAACAGCUCACCUGUUCAGCACCUGUAUGAAGUGGGAGGAAACAUCACUGAGCGUCGUCUCCAUCCUGACUGCUUGCUGCUGGACGUCUUCAGAGUGAAUCCUCACUGUGAUUGGCUGAUUAAACCGUGACACACAGAAUGUCUUACUUUCCGCGCCUGACCUGUCUCACCUCCUGACAGCCGGUCUAACUACCUGGAGUGUGCCAUGUGGGCGUCUGCGGCUCAGUGGGUAGGGUUCGAUGUCCCAUGUGUCCUUGUUGCUCCCACUGCUUGGUAGGCGGGGUGUGAAUGUUACUCUACCAUCAGGGUGUGACAUCACAGGUGUUACAUCAUCAGUAUUCCUUUGUUUUUAAUGAAAAGCUGAAAACAAUAAAAAAUGUUUUAUGAU
This is a messenger RNA of Labrus mixtus (cuckoo wrasse), 2345 nucleotides long. It is a transcript of the gene arhgap28, whose product is annotated as Rho GTPase activating protein 28. Gene Ontology annotation, biological process: regulation of actin filament polymerization; signal transduction; regulation of small GTPase mediated signal transduction. The record is from RefSeq and is a predicted model, not a curated record. NCBI's taxonomy places the organism in Eukaryota, Metazoa, Chordata, Actinopteri, Labriformes, Labridae. The transcript is spliced from 15 exons. Gene Ontology annotation, cellular component: cytoplasm. Gene Ontology annotation, molecular function: GTPase activator activity. Bases 90 to 2087 code for a protein of 665 amino acids.